AGCCGCGGCCCCGCGGAGCCGCCCGAUGCCCCCGUUCCAGUGGUGCCACGGGUGCUCCUGCAGCCCGGGGCUGAUUCAUCCCAGUAAACCCUGCACGAUGCCGCCCGUCACCUUCCAGGACCUGCCCCUCAACAUCUACAUGGCCAUUUUCGGCACCGGCGUCUUCAUCUUCGUGCUCAGCCUCAUCUUCUGCUGCUGCUUCGUCGGCAAGCUGCGGCACCAGGCGCAGAGCGAGCGCUUCGGGUACAAGGAGGUGGUGCUGAAAGGCGAUGCCCGCAGGCUGAACGAGCACGGGCAGACCUGCGCCGUCUGCCUGGAGGAUUUUCGGCUGCAGGAGGAGCUGGGGGUGCUGCCGUGCCAGCACGCCUUCCACAGAAAGUGCCUGCUGAAGUGGCUGGAGGUGCGCUGCGUGUGCCCCAUGUGCAACGAGCCCACGGCGGGGCCGGGGCAGCCCCGCGCCGCCACCGGGACCCUCCUGGACGAGCUGGUGUGAGGCAGCCCCAGUGGAUCCCGCGGGAUCCACCGCGCCCGCUGGAGGGAUCCGGGCUUCCCCGCUUGGGAUUCUCACCCCCGAGGCCGCGGUCGGGAUUUGUCGUGGAGCCGGGAUUCCCUGCGGGAAGAGGAGCCCCGGGCUGCGGGUGGGGGGUCCCGUCCUGCCCCCCCCCCCCCGCGCCCCUUUUUUUUUUUUUUUUUGCACGGAGUUAUUUUUGUAGCCGAGCCCCUCAGGAUCCCCGCGGGGCAGAGGGGUUGUACAGUUUUGUGUGUUUAAA
Vidua chalybeata is the source of this 770-nucleotide messenger RNA. RefSeq names its product ring finger protein 122 (gene RNF122). The coding region runs from base 26 to 493 and encodes 155 amino acids. The transcript has 6 exons. The record is from RefSeq and is a predicted model, not a curated record. Gene Ontology annotation, molecular function: ubiquitin protein ligase activity. Lineage: Eukaryota; Metazoa; Chordata; Aves; Passeriformes; Viduidae. Gene Ontology annotation, cellular component: endomembrane system.